Molecule: messenger RNA, 1541 nt
Organism: Panonychus citri (citrus red mite)
Lineage: Eukaryota; Metazoa; Arthropoda; Arachnida; Trombidiformes; Tetranychidae
Product: sodium-dependent glucose transporter 1-like
Exons: 4
Coding region: 157-1515 (452 amino acids)
Biological process (GO): transmembrane transport
Source: RefSeq, a predicted model, not a curated record
AUUAUCACUUUUUAUCAGUCAAUGUCUUUGGUUUGAAGAAACCUCAUUUAUAUGAUUGUGUAUUAAGGUGACACGUAAGAUUUUUUCAAUCGUUUAUUUUAAAUUGUUUUGGUUUUUAAUUAUCCAUUUUUACAGUUAAUUAACUGAGGAAAAACAAUGAAUCUGAGAAAUUAUCUCGAUAAAAAUGGAUACAAGUUGAUUAAAAGUAUUUUCUGUUUCCUCACCUUCAUGGGAUUAGGAGGAGUUUGUACUCUCCUUGGCUCAUCUCUACUCGACAUUCAGAUCAGAAUUCAACAGAGCUUUGUUACGACCUCAAAGUUGAUCCCAGUUCGUUCAAUUGGUUAUAUCACGGGAGGAUUAUUUUCUGCUUUUCUGGGAAAAUUCACCAAUAUCAACGUAAUCAUGGCCAUCACCAAUUUCACCGGUGGAUUUUUCCUGAUCCUUGCUCCUUGGUUCACAUCCAUUUAUACUGUCGCUGGUUUCAUUUAUCUUUCCGGUAUUUCUCAAGGACUUUUCGAUAUAUAUAGUAAUGUUUACAUAAUCAGAAUUUGGGAUAAAGAUGCGACCAACUAUCUUCAAGUUCAUCACAUGUUUUUCGGUGUUGGAGCUUUAAUUGUACCGUUAAUCACUCGGCCGUUUCUAUUACCAUAUGAACGAGAAGAUGAUAUCGAUAACUUGAAAGAAAACACAACUCAGGCUUUUUCAUCAUUACCCUUUGGUGGUUACAAACCAGACGAUGUUAUGAUUGAAUAUCCAUAUCUGAUUACUGGUCUAUUCUUAUGCAUCAUAUCAAUUGGUUAUGUUGUUUUCUAUUUUAAAGAUAAACGAUUGGAAUCUCAUGUUACUCCCAAAAACGAAAACGAACCUGAAACAAGUUCAAACGAUCCAAUGAAAUCUGAUCAAUCAUCUUAUCAUAAUGAGAAACCUUGGAAAAAGUAUGUUGCUAUUAUACCGAUGAUGCUUAUUGCAAAUAUCUCAUUCGGAUUUACCACAACCGUAGGAUCACUUGGACCUGCGUUCGCGGUAAAAUCUGACCUAAGGAUGAGUAAAUCAACCGCCGCAUUAUUGGUGACCGUUUUUUGGACUAUGUUUUGUUUUUAUCGAAUUAUUUUUAUUCCAUUAACACUCUAUUUUAAUCAGCGGCGAUUAAUGUUAAUCAAUUUACUUUUAAUUCUCGUCUCUGUGGGAUUAAUGGUUCCACAAGCUGCUUAUAAUCAAUAUUUUACCUGGUCAUCAUUUGUGCUACUUGGAAUUGGCUAUUCACCAACAUUUUCUGUAUCAUUUGCAUUAUUACAAAAAUAUUUUCCAAUCUCUGGUAGAUUGGCUUCAUUCAUCUUCAUGAAUGGUUGUAUCGGUGAAUCAAUUCACCCCUGGUUAGUAGCUAAAUUCAUGGAGGGUUUUCCUCAAUUUUUUGUAUACUACCUUUCAGGUAUGUGUGUUUUUUAUGUUAUACUUAACUUUUUUCUACCUCAUCUUUGUAAUAAGCUUUUUAAUAAUCCAAAUAAUAUAAAUUAAUCAAUUUUUAUAAACGUUUAAUACAA